UGACUGGGAGCCAGCCUUACCAGCGCGGGAGGGAGGGUUUAACCAUUAACCUUCAUUAACCAUUAAGGCAGCUGUGGGAGAGGAGCCGGUAACGUACAUAAGGCGUGCGCACCGGCGUCCACGCCUCAGCUUGAGCGCUUUACCAAGAGGUGGAGGAUUCAUCUACAUCCAAGCCACUCGAGUCAGCGUGUUCUUACAGCUCAUCAUUCCGGUUCGCCCGCUUCUCCUCUCCGGACCACCGAUAGAAAAAGGUGACUGUCCACUUUGCUUGGAGGUGCAGUGCUUUCCCCGCAACCCGUAAUUCAAUCUUCAUACUGCAGGUCUUUAAAUAUCUCUUGCUUGAAAACCUGCCAGGAGCCACGUGGUGUAAGGUGAGACAUCCCCAGCCCAGUACACCGACCAGUCUGACAUGAUCAGUGAACCGAGAGCAUGACCAGUCUGCACCGCAAUAAGACCAGAGACUUCUGAUUUAUUUUUUUCUUCAGCUUUUACUUUGCUUUAAAGGACUUUUUAGAAGUGACUGGAGGGGAUUUCUUUGGUGAGUCCCUAACUUCCUUUGUUUUUCCUUUCUCUACUGUUUUGAAACAGUAUGCUUUCUUCUUUUUGCUGUUGACUACCCUAAGCACCCUGCAGUGAAUGGAGAACAUACUGGUUCUGCUCCCGAAGCACCGACAGGAACACGGGCUCUGCAGACACUCGGCUGCAUGUGCCUUGCUGCAGGUUUUUUCCUACAGAGCAGUUUUCUCUUGGUCUUUAAUAGCGACCCCCACACCUUGUAAGCCUCUUUAAUGGGAUAAAUCAAUUGGACUGAUCAGGUGUAAAACCAGAUCAGGUAGCCAAUUCCUGUCAAAUUUCCCCAAAACUGUCAGGCCAAGGCAACCUUACCGUUUCUUUUUCAAGCCCAUUGUCUUCAAAAGGCUUCCGCAUGGUACUUUGGUCGAAAGAACAAGACAAAGUCCCCGACAUCGACAUGUCAUCUGGGGCCAUUGAGGUGAAGAAAGAGGGAGGCCCCCUUACCCCAGCCUUCCUCAACUCAAACAGCGCCGUACACCCGGUGAUCCUCACCAAGGGCCCAGAGGAGGUGAGCCCAGGUACAGGGGUCGAGCUCGAGCUCACAGAGGUUACAAAUUUCAACGAGAGGGCUGCUGAGAACGGGGAGGAUGAGGAGAGGUCUGAGAUUGUGGUGGCCAUGGACUGCCGGGCCAAUGCUAAAGGACAGCGGGAGGAGGACGCUCUCUUGGAGAACGCAAGCCAGAGUAAUGAGAGUGAUGACACCAGCACUGACCACAGCCCAGAACCACCAGCACCACUGAAAGAGACCUCCUUCACCAUCGGACUGCAGGUGGUGUUCCCCUUCCUGCUGGCAGGGUUUGGGACAGUGGCUGCUGGAAUGGUGCUAGACAUCGUCCAGCACUGGACGGUGUUUAUGGAGGUGUCCGAGGUGUUCAUCCUGGUUCCUGCGCUGCUGGGACUCAAAGGCAACCUGGAGAUGACGCUGGCAUCCAGACUUUCAACAGCGGCUAAUAUUGGUCAGAUGGACACAGCCAAGGACAUGUGGAAGAUGAUCAUGGGGAACUUGGCACUCAUACAGGUCCAGGCUACAGUCGUGGGUUUCCUGGCCUCCAUAGCUGCUGUGAUCUUUGGCUGGAUCCCAGAGGGACACUUCAGGAUGGGCCAUGCUGUCCUGCUCUGUGCCUCCAGUGUAGCCACGGCUUUCAUCGCCUCUUUGCUGCUAGGACUCAUCAUGAUCGGAGUGAUCAUUGCGUCCAGAAAAGUGGGCAUCAACCCUGACAAUGUGGCCACGCCCAUUGCUGCUAGCCUGGGUGACCUGAUCACCCUGUCCCUGUUGGCAGGAGUCUCUACAGGACUGUACAAAGAACUAGAGUACAAUGACUACGCCAACCCACUGGUGUGUGCAGUGUUUGUAGCAAUGUGCCCCCUUUGGGUGCUGAUAGCCAGGAAGAUCCCAUCCACCAGAGAGCUCCUCUACUCCGGAUGGGAGCCAGUCAUCAUUGCCAUGGCCAUCAGCAGUGUUGGUGGUUUGAUCCUGGAUAAGACCGUCACCAACCCAAACUUUGCUGGCAUGGCUGUCUUCACCCCAGUCAUCAAUGGUGUGGGAGGUAAUCUGGUCGCAGUUCAGGCAAGCAGAAUCUCCACCUAUCUACACAUGAACGGUCUACCUAUGGGGGAUCCCAACCCCACCCCGAGGAAGUGCCCCACACCCUGCACCUCCUUCUUCGGCUCCUCUGUGAACUCUCGUUCAGCCCGUGUGCUCUUCCUCCUGGUUGCCCCUGGUCAUCUAGUCUUCCUCUACACCAUCAACUCCCUGAGGGGAGGCCACACCACCCUGACACCCAUCUUCAUUACCUUCUACCUGGCUGCUGCACUGCUUCAGGUGAUGCUCCUCCUCUACCUGGCAGACUGGAUGGUCCACUGGAUGUGGGGUCGAGGCAUGGACCCAGACAACUUCUCCAUCCCCUACCUGACUGCCCUGGGUGACCUGCUAGGGACCGGCCUCCUCGCCCUCUGUUUCCACAUGCGCUGGUUCAUUGGGGACAGAGACUCUAAUGUGGGCAACUGAAUGCAUGCACAACAAAAUGAAAAGAACACACUGUACCCUUGCGCGCACACACACAGUGGCAAACACCACCUGUAUGCCUGAAUGUUAUCUGAAAGUAGACAACCUCUACAACAAAGGGCUAAUCUUCUGUAGGGCUCUGAUUGAAGGUACAGGGAUUUUGUAGUGUUUCACUUCAGGAUAUCGGGACACUGUGCACCACAGUAGCAGCCUGAACAGUGUCCGGGGUUCAUGAAGGAGACUCAAGUAUCUCCAGCAACCCCUGAACAAAACCCCCAAUGGAUCCAGCAGGACAUGCUACUUCUCCUUCUUUAUCUUAAUUAACAACUGAGUCCUAAUACUUUUGUUGUUAUCUUAUUGACAAUGAUUGUUACUGUUGAUGAAAUUGAUAAGAAUUGUUAUCUGCUCUAUGUGCAGGGCCAGUCCUCAUUAUUUUCAAUGGGGACGUUAGCUCUUUGGUUUUUAGAAAAAGAAAUUAUAACACUUAAAACAAAAAUAAAUCCAAACAAGCCUUGAAUGCUUAAUCACCAAGUGCUUUUUGAAGAAUGAAUGCAAAUGUAAUGUGUCUAAUCUGAUUUAGAAGACUGCAUCUAUCCAGCUAUUAGUCUGCUUUACUUUCUGAUAGUUUAACUGGAGGGAACUUGACCACAGUAAACAAGCAAAACCCCUUUCUAGACACAGCCAGAGCAGGAUUUGUGGUUAUAUCUAUAAGCUUGCCUCCUCUUACUUAAAGGCUCGUGAAUUAGGGAUAUCAGACCAAUUCAGAAUCAAACGAUAGGUCAGCCACUAUAAAAACGGUUUCAUCCUAUGACUUUGUUAGCUUUUGUAAGCUUUUGUAAGCUUUUGUGAAUCACCAAAUUAAUGCCUGCCUAGAUUUUUUUAAAAGUGUGAUUGUGUUUUCAUUCAUACUGAAGCUUGUAUCUAAUUCCUUAAGUUUCUUCAAGGGUUUAGGUACUUCCUCAUGAUGGUUAACUCUGCUGAAAACCAUCAUAAUAUUGUAUCUUGAGACAGAUUUGACUUGGUUUAAAAAAUACACAGAUGCAUAAUGUGUAAAUUCUAUGGCCGCAUAAAAACACAAACCUCCCUGUUGGAUGCAGCUCACAAUGUGCUUUAUGUGAAUUCUAAAAAGUUUGCAUGUCGUAUUUUGUGUGCGCUGUUAUUUCAUGAUGAUAGCAACAGUCUCUGUGUCUGCAACCACACUCACUCAUUGCUGGAUCAGGCUAUUGAUUGUUGUUGUUAUGUUGCCCAAGCCAGGCUUACAGUAAGUGACAAGAGGCUAAACAUGUUGCAAAAACACUUGAAACAACCUGCAGAGCUCAGCCAACUGGGCAUCUUGGAGUGAGAGGUUGCUUUAGCCAGGAUGUGCUGGUACAGUCCAGAUGACAGCUACUGAUUGAUUACAUUUCAAGUGGAUAAUUGAUAUAUUUGAUAAAGUUAAACAAAUCAUUAAAUAUGGUUGAGCAGUGAAACUAAAAGACAGAACUAAAGGUUGUUUUUAGGUUAGCAGCAUGAUCAUGGUGGCUACAGAUAACUGUGGAAAACCUUUCUGGUGUGUUUCAGUUCAUUUUUUAUUAAAUCCAAAUGAACCUGACUAGUAGAAAAAUGUCUGACCCCAGAGCAAACUCAUGUAGCUUUCAAAGCUAAUUGGCUGUUUUCUAACAAGCACUUUGUUAUGCCUCUUCUUACAAAGACAAGAGCUCCCAGCUAGCUUGCAUGUUUCAGAGCUGCUAGCAUGUCAUCAGUGGAAACUCGUGCUUUGGACUAGAGCUUAAAUCAGGCCCAAAAAUCCAGCCUGACCCCUACCAGUGUGUGUUCCCUGAGAGCCAGGUCCAGCCUGGCCUGCCCCAUUUAUUUCUGUUGGCCAGAGCUUGAUUUAAACCACACAUUUUAAAUAAGUUGGCUUUUAUAAUUAAACUUUUAAACUACAGCUCUGAGUUUUCAAAUCAUACAUUUUUUUUCAGAUGGCCUAUUUAAAAACUCUAGCCUUCAAAGUCAGGCCCUAGCCUGUGCCUGGCUUGACCCAGCUUCAUGCUGCGGGUUGGCCAGACCUGGCUGGUCUUGGCUUGAACCUAACCUCUGCUGUGGACCAGUUGCAAAACAACUUCGAGUACAGAUCUCUGAAGGUGCCAAGGCAGAAAUAAAGAAAGUUUCUACCCAGGUGUUCACCAGAAAGUAGGCUGUGAUCACCAGAAAUUUUUUUGUGCAUAAAAAAAGGUUAUUACAUGAGUACAGAAUAGUUUCUGGUGCUCUCAUGAGAAAAUAUUGCCUGUGCACAUUCCUUCUUUCUUGUGAGCACAAGGUAGUUUCUAGUGAGCCUGAAACUAUUAAGUUAUUUUUCCAGACCGUGUCCUGUUUGGGGCUCUGUAUAAAAGUGCUGACCACAUAAGGGCUGAAAUUAAUCAAUCAUCAGAUUCUUCAAGUUUAACACAUUUCAGCCCCUGUUUGUCUCUUUCAUUGAGAAUCAAAUUCCAACUCAAAGCGAUCACUCUGUUCUGUGACAAACCUGAGCUUUUGUAAAGAAUGUUUGGCUGCAUAUUUUCAAAUAAAAGGUCAAAAUCUUCAGCACAUCGGUUAAACAGUAGUUUAUGCCUGGGCUAAUUAUCACCUAUCUUUGAGACUCAUCUGACCAGAGCUGACCUUUCCUUUGAGUAAAAAGAAAAGAAGUGGUUGUGCCAUUUUGACAGGCUAACCCAUUACAAAGUGCAGGUGUUGGUCCUGAGCAGAGACCAGAGAUUUCUUGGAAAAAACUGCAUGUGAUGCUGGUCAGAUGUCUGUGCUGUUUAAGGGGCCAGCUGAAAGCAUGUGCAGGGCACAUAGUGUGAAUGUGCAAAACUUGAUUAUCUUACCUGUUAGAAAUCGUUCUUUUUCGUCUGUUUUUUUAAAAUGUGUCAAUUAUGUGAACAUUGUGAUUUUUUUCUUUUGCUAUUCCUUUCCUCUUUUACUUAAUCUAUUGAUCUCUUGUGAUUUUUUGUCUUGAAACGCAGCAAACAACAACGGAAAAGAAAAAGGACUUCUUAACACUGAUCAAACACACAAAGUACUGUAAUAUGCAAAAUGGACACCAGAGGGCACUGCAGGGAUUGUCCUAACUUUUCAGUGCUUCUCUGCAGCUCUGGAUUCAAACAUGUAUCUACCCAGAGGGACUUUAUUUUGUCUUCUUUCCUACAGUGUUGAUGUGAAAUUCCCUCCAUCUUUUCACUCUGUCUGUCUCCUCCUGUGCCAGCGUUCUGCCUCUGUGUCUAUGGAAAGUUGUGAAUACUUCUAUAAGGGGGCACGUAAUGCUUUGUCUAUUUAUUUUUAUAAGCACACAAAGCAAAUUGUACAUACUAUAUUUAUUCUUUAAAUAAGGUUGUUUAUUUUGUCGUUUCCUUUUUGCUCUGUUUCUUUGCCUCUAUGUUGUUGUCCUCUUCCUCAUCUCUUGUGUUUGUUUUCUCUGCAAAUGUCAUUACAGCUUUUUGAUGCCUGCUGCCAUAGAAAGGCAGCAAGGCUUUUAGACAGUGCAGUGCCUAAUACCAGUCUUUACACACCUCACACAUGCACACACAGCGUGUCUCACACAGGGAAAGCAUACAUCUAAAACUAGAUCGGCCUUAACCUAUCAGAGCCAAGCUCACCUCAGAGUAACCAAUCAGGAGUUAGGUUUGCCACAGAGUAGCAACUCUUUAAGUAGCUUGUAUUAAUAAAAGAUGUACAGUAAAUUGAUUGUAAUGAUGUUUAAGUAAUAAUGAAUUUAUAUGAUGCAGAAAUGGAGAGAAGGUCUGAUAUCAGCAAAAAUGAGGUGUUAAAGGCUGAAAACCUUUCAUAGUCUUGUUUUUAAAGGGCAUUUGAAAAUUAUAGUGUCAAAGUAUGCAAAGUUAACUGAUGCAAAUACUGGAAAACCUAAAAAAAAGGUGCAACAUAAUGACAAAGUUUUCUGCUAUUUCCCACUGUGCACAAAGGAUCCAGCCUUUAAAACCCUCACACCUUCUGCCUUGUUAACCCCAGUGCUUCAGACCUUCUAAAGUCAUAAGGAACAGCACUGACCCUCAGCCCCUCCACAUCAGCACUGAGCCUUUAAUUCAGAUUUUGAGUCCAGAGCAAAGGUCUGCCUGUCCUAGACAGCUCUGCUGCCUCUGAGAGUGAUGUCAAAUCAUGUCUUACUGAGCUGAGGUCUUUGCAUUCUCCAUUUUCUUCUUGUAAAACUCCUCUCUCUCUCUCUCUGAGGCCUUCUCCCUGCAGGACUUUGUAAAUUGCUGGAAAUAAAGAACUAUAUU
Molecule: messenger RNA, 6831 nt
Organism: Cheilinus undulatus (humphead wrasse)
Lineage: Eukaryota; Metazoa; Chordata; Actinopteri; Labriformes; Labridae
Gene: slc41a1
Product: solute carrier family 41 member 1
Exons: 11
Coding region: 926-2581 (551 amino acids)
Biological process (GO): monoatomic cation transport
Cellular component (GO): plasma membrane
Molecular function (GO): monoatomic cation transmembrane transporter activity
Source: RefSeq, a predicted model, not a curated record